ACGGAAGCGUAGAAACCAGGAGCGCUUCACUCACAGCUCCACAGCUCUACAGUGUCCACCAACGAGACAUGUAGACCAGUAUCCUUCCUCCAGCUUCCUCUCUAAUGGACUUCCAGCCUCCCUUUUCACACGUUGUGACCUCUCAUGAAGACAACAGCUACUUUUAAGCCUCUCAUGAAGAUAUAACUCCAACUACAGCCAAAGCAAACCACCACCAUCUCAUCAGGAGCCAGCAUGAGUACCAAUGCUGUUGCCAGUGCUGAGCAACUCACUCCCAGUGAUGUGAACCACAUCCUCCUGGAGUUCCUCAUGUACAUGGGCAGGGCCAUCCUGCUGCUGUAUCCCGUCUACCUCACAGGCUCCCUGGGCCUCAGCAUCAGCUGGCUCCUGCUCAGCCUCGUCCUCUGGAGCCUGUGGGACAAGAACCGCAAGCACAAGGAUGUGCGCAUAGACACGGCCAUAGACUUCUUGGAGAACGAGCACCAUGUGAUCAGGAGCGAAAUGAAGGCACUCAACAUGCCAGCCUGGAUUCAGUUUACUGAUGUUGAGAAGGCUUCCUGGAUCAACAAGAUUCUUCACCAGGCCUGGCCAUUCUUUGGCAUUUACAUGGAAAAGCUCCUGAGAGAAAGCAUCCAGCUGUCCGUCCAGCAGUCCAACCCUCACCUUAAAACCUUUAAGUUCACCAAGGUCCACUUCGGACAAAGGGCUCCAACAAUUACAGGAAUACGGGUGUACACACAUGAAGUAGACAUGAGGGAAGUCAUCCUGGACCUCAACAUUGCUUAUGAGGGGGAUCUGAACAUCAAUACAGACGUGAAGAGCAUCGCAGCAGGAGUCAAGGAACUACAGCUUCAGGGGAUGCUCCGUGUGAUUCUCGAGCCUCUGAUUGCCCAGUCUCCAUUUGUGGGUGGGGUCACCAUGUUUUUCAUUCGCCGCCCCACCCUGCGUGUAAAUUGGACUGGGAUGACCAAUCUUCUAGACAGUCCGGCACUGCGUGGCUUUUCAGAAACAGCCAUAUUGGAACUCAUCGCAUCCAUGAUGGUCCUGCCGAACCGCAUGUGUUUUCCGCUGAUAGACCAAGUCAAGGUGGACCAGAUGAGGUUUCCUCUGCCACGAGGCGUGGUGCGUGUUCAUGUGGUGGAGGCCCAGGAUCUGGUUGCUAUGGACACAUUGAUGAUGGGUCUAGUGAAGGGCAAGUCUGAUCCAUAUGUGGUUCUAAGGGUGGGAAACAAACGCUUCCAAACGAAGACCAUCAAGGAGACCUUGAACCCCCGCUGGAAUGAAGUUUAUGAGUUUGUGGUUCAUGAGGCUCCUGGGCAAGAGCUUGAAGUGGAGCUUUACGAUGAGGACACAGACAAAGAUGACUUUUUGGGCAGGUUUAAUCUGGAUUUUGGGGAGGUGAAGAAGGAGAAAGAAAUCGAUAAGUGGUUCACCCUUCAAGACAUUCAGAGUGGAAAACUUCAUUUGAAAUUGCAGUGGCUCUCUCUGCAGACUAGCAAGGAGUUAGUGAGUCAGGCCGCUGAUGGCUGUGCGUGUGCCAUGCUUGCCGUAUACCUGGACAGUGCGUCCAAACUGCCUAAAGACCAGAGUGAGUUCAGCCAGCCUGACAAGCCUGGGAAACAACCCAAAGACGCAAGGCUCACACGAAGGCAGAACAACCCCAGCUCCUAUGUGAAGUUCUCCAUAGACCAGCAAAGCCAGAAAAGCAAGUUUGUGUACAACUCCAGAGAUCCUGUUUUUGAGGAGUAUUUCACAUUCUUUGUGCAUAACGUGGAAAGCCAAGUGCUCAACGUUCAGGUGAUGGUGCCUGAGAAGAAGACGACUCUGGGCAUGCUCACUCUGCACCUAGGCCGGCUGCUCAGCGCUUCUGACCUCACCCUGGACCAGCGCUUCCAGCUGGAGCGGUCAGGAGCCAACAGCCAGCUCAAGAUGAAAGCUAUCCUCAGGUUCCUGAAGCUGGAGAAGCCCCAGCCCAAGGUUGAGAACCCUCCAGCAGCCCGACCUCGGGGGCAACAAGCUAAAACCCCCCAACCUCAGCAAGCCCAACCCCAGCCCUCGCAACAGCAACCUCAAACCAAACCCCAGCCCUCCACCCAGCCUCCAUCUCAGUCCUCCCAGCCUGAGAAGAAAGCGCAGACCUCCACGCUGCCCCAGACACCUGCGUCCACCACAGAUGGCCAUGCCGUGGCCAGCUCCUCCAGUGCACUACAGACAGAAUACGUUCCCCAUCGGAGAGGCUCCCUACUGUCCUCAGAUGUCCGGCGCUCAGGACCCUCCACACCGUCCCGCAUGCGCCGCUACGACUCCCACAGCCUCCUAUCGGAGAAUUCCAUCGCUUCUUCUCGCUUAGACCUGGCCGACAGCGUCCCAUACCCAGAAGCACUUUUAAAUCACCAAGGAACCUUUGGCCAGAUCCAGCUGACCAUUCGUUAUGUCCCCCUGAGGAAGAAGCUCAUUGUGACGGUCAACGGGUGCAAGGACCUGUUUAAGUGUAAUGAGAAUGGCUCAGACACCUACGUUCGCAUUUACCUGCUGCCAGACCAAAAAUGGAAGAGCCGCAUGCGCACACAAGUGAAGAGGAAGACGGUGGAGCCUGUCUUUGAAGAGAAGUUUGAGUUUUCGGUGACUUUAGAGGAGACCAAGACCAGGACGCUGGACGUUUCUGUGAAGAACAAUCGAAUGUUCCACACUAGGGAACGGAAAGAGAUCGGGAUGGUGCUGAUCGAACUGUCCCAGAUAGAUCUUGUGAAGGGCUCCAUUGAAUGGUAUGAGCUCACUCUGCCUGGGGUGAAGAAGAAUGAAGGUCAACCAUCCACAUGAUGAAGAGGAACUGUUACAAAGAUCUUCAUAUGCUACAACUCUGUUUACAAAUUUCUUGCUGAACUACUUUAGUAGGAAUGUAUCCAGUUUUCCAGAUAGAGUCUUUAUUUUAUUUAUUCUUGGAAGGGGGUUCAUAUUAGAGAUGAAGCCAACAACCAUGUUGUGUUUUGCACUUUGUUUUGGAUGGAAUGCUUUCUCAAACUGGAAGCACUACUUUAUAACACUGUGUUGCUUCAUGUGUGUAAUAGUUCAUGAUGUUCAAGUGGGAAGCUGAGCUUGUGAGUGCAUGUAUAAAUGUGCAAACAUUUUAAGUGAAUUUGGGCCAAAUAUCACUGUAAAAAAUCCAGUUUCAUGUGUCAAAAUAAAGCACAGUUUGUACCAUUUU
Molecule: messenger RNA, 3205 nt
Organism: Colossoma macropomum (tambaqui)
Lineage: Eukaryota; Metazoa; Chordata; Actinopteri; Characiformes; Serrasalmidae
Gene: esyt3
Product: extended synaptotagmin-like protein 3
Exons: 23
Coding region: 235-2820 (861 amino acids)
Biological process (GO): lipid transport
Molecular function (GO): lipid binding
Source: RefSeq, a predicted model, not a curated record